ACCGUGAGACACUUCACCAGACUACUGUCGGGAGCUGUGUCUCUCUCUCGCUCUCUCUCUCUCUCUCUCUCUCUCUCUCUCUCUCAUGUCCUCGGAGCCAAGUUUCAAUCACACCCAGAAUAAAUUUCCUUUUGUCUGGCCUAGGUUUGGACUUUACAGCUGCAGCAAAGAAAUGGAAAAAGAAGCAAAGAAGGAAAAUUUUAGGAAGUAUUUAGAGUCUAGUGGAGUUCUCGAUGCUCUAACCAAAGUGUUUGUUGCAUUAUAUGAGCAGAAUGAUAAACCUUCCUCUGCCAUUGAGUUCAUACAACAAAAAUUAGGUGGUCCAACUGUAUCUGAAUAUGAAAAGCUGCAAGCUGAAUUGUCAGAUUUGCAAAUGAAGUAUAAUGACCUUGUAGUCAUGCACCAAAAGACCUGCACGGAGUUGAUAUGUCUAUGGAUCCCAAUCUGUAAUUGUCUAGGGAUGUUGGACUGGACAUUGAAGACAAACCUCAAUAAGGCAGUUGGUUGGAUUUUUCAAUAUCUCAAAGGCUCUCCUGGAUCGUGGGAUACUCUAAUACAAAUUGGGCUGGAUCUGUUAAUGAUGAUUGAAGGUCUACUACUAGAUAUUUUAUAUUUGUAGGAGUUGGAGGAACUAAAGAAU
Molecule: messenger RNA, 640 nt
Organism: Malania oleifera
Lineage: Eukaryota; Viridiplantae; Streptophyta; Magnoliopsida; Santalales; Ximeniaceae
Exons: 7
Coding region: 86-619 (177 amino acids)
Biological process (GO): regulation of DNA-templated transcription
Cellular component (GO): nucleus
Molecular function (GO): transcription coactivator activity
Source: RefSeq, a predicted model, not a curated record